This is a messenger RNA of Dipodomys ordii (Ord's kangaroo rat), 1251 nucleotides long. It is a transcript of the gene Reep4, whose product is annotated as receptor accessory protein 4. The coding region runs from base 19 to 780 and encodes 253 amino acids. Gene Ontology annotation, molecular function: microtubule binding. Gene Ontology annotation, cellular component: endoplasmic reticulum tubular network; endoplasmic reticulum membrane; cytoplasmic microtubule. The record is from RefSeq and is a predicted model, not a curated record. Gene Ontology annotation, biological process: endoplasmic reticulum tubular network organization. NCBI's taxonomy places the organism in Eukaryota, Metazoa, Chordata, Mammalia, Rodentia, Heteromyidae. The transcript has 7 exons.
GUGGUGCUGCUGUUUGGGAUGCUGUAUCCUGCUUACGCUUCCUACAAGGCUGUGAAAACCAAGAACAUUCGGGAAUAUGUUCGGUGGAUGAUGUACUGGAUCGUCUUUGCGAUCUUCAUGGCUGCGGAGACCUUCACAGACAUCUUUAUCUCCUGGUUCCCUUUCUAUUAUGAGAUCAAGAUGGCCUUUGUGCUGUGGCUUCUCUCACCCUAUACCAAGGGGGCCAGCCUGCUCUACCGGAAGUUUGUCCACCCAUCCCUGUCCCGCCAUGAGAAGGAAAUUGACAUGUACAUCGUGCAGGCCAAGGAGCGCAGCUACGAGACGAUGCUCAGUUUUGGGAAGCGGGGCCUCAACAUUGCUGCCUCUGCUGCCGUGCAGGCUGCCACUAAGAGUCAAGGUGCCCUGGCUGGCAGGCUGCGGAGCUUCUCCAUGCAAGACCUGCGCUCCAUCCCUGACACCUCUGCCCCUGCCUACCAGGACCCCCUCUAUCUGGAAGACCAGUUGCCCCACAGGAGGCCGCCCAUUGGGUACCAGGCAGGGGGCCUGCAGGACAGUGACACAGAGGACGGGUGCUGGUCAGACACUGAGGCAGUCCCCCAGCCACCCGUCCGGCUCCGAGAGAAACCCCUGAACCGCAGCCAGAGCCUGCGUGUGGUCAAGAGGAAGCCACCAGUACGAGAGGUCAGCAGGAGGUGGGCUGUGCCCAUUGCGCCUGCGCACACCAUUCAUCACUUACAGUAUACCUGCUCUCUCCCCCCCAGGGCACCUCACGCUCCCUGAAGGCUCGGAGUCGGAAAAAGACCAUACUCUCAGACAUGGACAGCUAGGUUCUGCAGAGUAGGCUCUCUUACCUUGUGCCUGCAGGGUGCCAGUGACAAUCAUCAGGAGACCUUUGGCCUCCCUGUACCAGGUGCCUAGGCUCCACCCCCUCCCGACUCCCACUUAAGGACCAAGAUAGCUGCUGCCCGGCCUGUGUGGAGAUGCACCCACAGUGCAUCAAAACAGGCCAGGCCCAGUGUCCUAUCUAUUGCCUUCCUCAGCCCUCUGCCUUCCCAGAUGUGGGUCCAGAGGCCCUGAAUACCUACACAUGAAACCAAAAGUCUGCCCAGCUGUGACCAUUCCCUCCUGCCCUUCAAAGUACUUGACAGCCUUUUCUAAGGCCUGGUGUGCGUGUCUGGGUGUGUGUUUUGUGUUAAUGAAUGAGGUCAGGCUUGUGAACAUUUUGAUAAAUAAAUCCCUAAUGGUGUUUGC